AUGCUGCUGGACUUUGGUCGCCUGGAGUGGCUGGUGCUGGCGCCCGUCCAGCUUCCAGUGGGUGGAAUGGAAGCGGUCCGCGCUGACCCAAAGCUUUUCGUGCGUGCCCUUGUCAAGGAUGUGUCGAGUCUUCGACACCUUGAGCGGCUGGGGUUGGCGUUCCCGAGGGCAAUCCUAGUGGCUCAUCAACCCGGGGUCCCGGGGACUGGCACAGGUAUGGACGCUGUCGAGCAUUAUGUUCGGCAGCUAAACAGCCAUAUCUUUGCCAAGCUCCCUGCACUAAAGCAGGUGGCCUUCCUUCAUGGAACCACUGUCUUCAGGGCAGUAAGGGGGGCGGAUGCCGCCAUUCGUUUCUCUAUCGAGAACGAUUUGGACAGGCAUGCGUUUCCCUUUGGGGCUCUGUACUGA
Molecule: messenger RNA, 408 nt
Organism: Fusarium odoratissimum NRRL 54006
Lineage: Eukaryota; Fungi; Ascomycota; Sordariomycetes; Hypocreales; Nectriaceae
Exons: 2
Coding region: 1-408 (135 amino acids)
Source: RefSeq, a predicted model, not a curated record